CCAUGCCAACGGAGCCACCCAUUGUCCCCGGGGUCCCUCUUAGCAGUUGGCAGAAGGCUAGACAGGGAGACUCGGUGGCACCACUGGAGCCCCGGAGUCAGUUCCCUGGGCCUGGCUACAGGGUGGGUAAUGCUGGGCGACCAGGGGACUGCCUGGGGGCAGAGGACAGGGGGCCGUGACAGUGCGGAAAAUGGGGUCACAGCAGUGCCUUCUGGAGGUCACUGUGCCCCCCCCCGGGAGAGUUCCUGCGGGGCGGGGCCUGCCCGCCCUCCCCUGCCCUAUAUAGGCCGCCGCCAGGGCUGCCCGGCAGGAGCGCGCGGCAGGAGGGCGCUCCCGGAGGCCGCCGACGUGCGCGCGAGAGGCUCCCCCAUGCGGACGCCGGAGAGGACGGGCCUGUGCCCGUUGUCCCCGCCGUGGGCGCUGCUCGCCCUGUUGCUGGCGCUGUCGGUGCGCGGGGCAGCGGCGGACGCGCCCACCUUCCCGUGGCGAGACGCGGAGACGCGGGAGUGGCUGGUGUGCGGCCAGUGCCCCCCGGGCACCUUUGUGCAGCGGCCCUGCCGCCGGGGCAGCCCCACGGCGUGCGGCGCGUGCCCGCCGCGCCACUACACACAGUUCUGGAACUACCUGGAGCGCUGCCGCUACUGCAACGUCAUCUGUGGGGAGCGCGAGGAGGAGGCGCGGCCGUGCAGCGCCACCCACAACCGUGCCUGCCGCUGCCAGCCCGGCUUCUACGCGCACGCCGGGUUCUGCCUGGAGCACGCGCCCUGCCCGCCCGGGGCCGGCGUGCUCGCGCCCGGCACUCCUAGCCAGAAUACGCAGUGCCGGCCGUGCGCCCCGGGCAGCUACUCCGCCAGCAGCUCGAGCUCAGAGCGCUGCCAGCCCCAUCGGAACUGCACGGCCCUGGGCCUGGCCCUCAAUGUGGCGGGCUCCGCCUUCCGCGACGCGCUGUGCACCAGCUGCGCGGGCUUCACACUCGGCACCCGGGAGCCGGCCGAGCCAGGGAACGAGGAGUGCGAGCGCGCCGCCAUCGACUUCGUGGCUUUCCAGGACAUCCCGCUCAAGAAGCUCCGGCGGCUGCGGCAGGCCCUGGCGGGCUCGGGGGCGCAGAGGCCGCCGCCGCGUGGGGAGGACCGCGCGGCCUUGCAGCUGGAGCUGCGGCGGCGGCUGGCGGAGUUGCACGGCCCGCGGCCCGGGGCGCUGCUGGGGCGGCUGCUGCAGGCGCUUCGGGCCGCGCGGCUGCCGGGGCUGGAGCGGAGCGUGCGCGCGCGCUUCCUCCCCGCCGCGGCGCCCUGAGCCCCGGCCGGCCGGGCUCCUUUCUUAUAAAGCCAU
Messenger RNA from Choloepus didactylus (southern two-toed sloth), 1329 nucleotides. It is a transcript of the gene TNFRSF6B, whose product is annotated as TNF receptor superfamily member 6b. Bases 130 to 1293 code for a protein of 387 amino acids. The transcript has 4 exons. Gene Ontology annotation, molecular function: protein binding. NCBI's taxonomy places the organism in Eukaryota, Metazoa, Chordata, Mammalia, Pilosa, Megalonychidae. The record is from RefSeq and is a predicted model, not a curated record.